AUGGGUCAGUUGAUAGAACACAUUGGUCCCGCGGGACCUAGAGCCUUGCAAGUAAGGAAGAAUGCAGUCGUUGUAGAUGCUAUAGCAGGAUCACAUUGGACCCUUCCACAUCCACGUUCUCAAGAGGAAGUUGAUUUACAUGCUCACCUUACGACUAUAACCCUGCCAUUAAAUGUUGAUGUUUGUGAUGAUUACGAAUGGGUGGCUGGUGAUUCUUCUUUACAUGUUUUCAGGUCUUCCACAAUGUGGGAAGUGCUCAGGCCGCAUCAACAGAUCAAAAAUUGGGUGGAUGUGGUCUGGUUCAAAGGAGCAAUUCCAAAGCAUAGCUUUACUAUGUGGAUCGCAAACUACGACAUGUUGCCUACACGAUCAAGACUUGCAGCAUGGGGAUUACCGGUCUCACCCUCCUGUCCUUUUUGCUCCAACUUCGAAGAGACGAGGGAUCAGCUCAUGCUUUCAUGCGAAUACUGCUCAGAUGCCAGCCACCAAACACCAUGUUCGCAGACUGGUCAGAGCUCUUGUCCUGGAUCAGAGCUGCAUCUUCUUCCAAGAUUUCUCUCCUUAGGAAGCUAG
Brassica rapa (field mustard) is the source of this 573-nucleotide messenger RNA. RefSeq lists its product as uncharacterized. Lineage: Eukaryota; Viridiplantae; Streptophyta; Magnoliopsida; Brassicales; Brassicaceae. The record is from RefSeq and is a predicted model, not a curated record.